Molecule: messenger RNA, 1790 nt
Organism: Lagopus muta (rock ptarmigan)
Lineage: Eukaryota; Metazoa; Chordata; Aves; Galliformes; Phasianidae
Gene: DHCR24
Product: 24-dehydrocholesterol reductase
Exons: 9
Coding region: 83-1633 (516 amino acids)
Biological process (GO): steroid metabolic process
Cellular component (GO): membrane; cytoplasm
Molecular function (GO): Delta24(24-1) sterol reductase activity; FAD binding
Source: RefSeq, a predicted model, not a curated record
GCAGCGGGCGCGGUGCAGCGGGGGUCCGGCGGUGCGGUGCGGUGCGGUGCGGUGCGGUGCGGUGCGGUGCGGUGCGGUCGCCAUGUCGGCUGUGUGGUCGCUGGGAGCGGGGCUGCUCCUGCUGUUGUUGUGGGUGCGGCACCGGGGGCUGGAGGCCGUGCUGGUGCAUCACCGUUGGGUCUUCGUCUGCUUCUUCCUGAUGCCUCUCUCCAUCCUUUUCGACGUGUACUACCAGCUCCGCGCGUGGGCCGUGCGGCGGAUGCACAGCGCUCCGCGGCUGCACGGACAGCGCGUCCGGCACAUCCAGGAGCAGGUGCGGCAGUGGAAGGAUGAAGGUGGUAGGAGAUACAUGUGCACCGGUCGGCCCGGCUGGCUGACUGUGUCACUGCGUGUUGGGAAGUAUAAGAAGACCCAUAAGAACAUCAUGAUCAACCUGAUGGAUGUUCUGGAAGUAGACAGUGAGAGACAGGUUGUUCGUGUGGAACCUUUGGUCACCAUGGGCCAGCUGACUGCACAUCUGAAUCCUAUGGGAUGGACUAUUCCUGUGGUGCCAGAGCUCGAUGACCUUACUGUAGGUGGUCUGAUCAUGGGAACGGGCAUUGAGUCUUCAUCCCAUAUCUAUGGGCUUUUCCAACAUACCUGCGUGGCCUACGAACUGGUCCUUGCUGAUGGAAGCCUUGUGAGAUGUUCACCAACUGAAAACUCAGACCUAUUUUACGCAGUGCCUUGGUCUUGUGGUACUCUGGGUUUCCUGGUUGCAGCAGAAAUAAAAAUGAUUCCUGCCAAGAAAUACAUCAAAUUACACUAUGAGCCUGUACGAGGACUGAGGAAUAUUUGUGAGAAGUUUACUGAGGAAUCUAAGAAAAAGGAGAACAGCUUUGUGGAAGGACUCGUGUAUUCUUUGGAGGAAGCUGUCAUCAUGACAGGAGUCUUGACUGAUGAAGCUGAGCCAAGCAAGAUAAACAGAAUCGGCAACUACUACAAGCCGUGGUUCUUCAAGCACGUGGAGAAGUAUUUGAAAGCCAAUAAGACUGGAAUUGAAUACAUCCCCUCAAGACAUUAUUACCACAGACACACACGCAGUAUUUUCUGGGAACUCCAGGAUAUCAUCCCUUUUGGCAAUAACCCUGUUUUCCGCUACCUCUUUGGCUGGAUGGUUCCACCCAAAAUCUCUUUGUUAAAACUCACCCAAGGAGAAGCUAUUCGAAAGCUGUAUGAGCAACAUCAUGUUGUGCAAGACAUGCUGGUCCCAAUGAAAAGCCUUGAAAAAUCCAUCCAAACCUUCCACGUUGACCUCAAUGUAUACCCUCUUUGGUUAUGUCCUUUCAUAUUGCCCAAUAAUCCUGGUAUGGUCCACCCCAAAGGGGAUGAAACAGAACUCUACGUGGAUAUUGGAGCUUAUGGAGAGCCCAAAACAAAACAAUUUGAAGCCAGGGCUUCCAUGAGGCAAAUGGAAAAGUUUGUGAGAAGCGUGCAUGGUUUCCAGAUGCUGUAUGCAGAUUGCUACAUGACCCGUGAGGAGUUCUGGGAUAUGUUUGAUGGUUCGUUGUACCACAGUCUGAGGGAGCAAAUGAAUUGCAAGGAUGCCUUUCCAGAAGUGUACGACAAAAUCUGCAAGGCUGCCAGGCACUGAGCUUGAACAGCCUAAUUAAGCAAUCAGGGAAAGAUGAAUUUACCAUAGCUAGUCAGCAUAUCCUUUCUAAAGAAAAGCUUUAUUGCUCUCCAAAUAAGCUCAUUCUUGUUGAUAUUUAAAUGAUAUGAAUUCAUGCUUUAUAAACUUAUGUUUAGUA